AUGAAUAACUACAGCACCGAUGAAGACUUGGACGAAGACAUUGCCACCCAAUUUGUCAUUCAGCAGAGUUUACAGGAUACGCACAAGCCAGAGACCGUACAGCAUGCAGAGGACAACGACAGUCUCCAUUCUUUGUUGAGCCCAGAAUAUAAGAAGAUUGUUGAAGCAAUCAAGGCAGUGAGCUUGUCCUCUACAGGUGAGGAAGAUGCUCUAUCAAAGCUGUCUGUGCACUUUUCGGCAUUUGAGGAGACGGAUCAGACGGGCUGGCUCCCUUUGCACCAUGCGGCGACCCAAUUAAACAAACACAUCUUGGAACUCACUCUGAAAGGUUCACCACCCAGACUAUGGGAGCAAACUACUCGGAAAGGUGAGACUCCACUCUUCUUGGCAGUAGACAAAUGCCUUGUGGAAAACACCAACUUUCUUCUUCUCAAUGACUGUGACUGCAAUGCUCAGAAUGAAGAAGGCCAUUCUCCUUUACUUAUGGCUGUCAAGCACCAUUCCUAUGACAUGGCUUCCUUGCUGAUCACCUUUGGCGCCAAAGUGAAUUUGCGCUGUGCUAACAAGAGGACGGCAUUGCAUGAGGCUGCCCGGCUGGGCAGGAAGGACAUGGUGGACCUCAUGCUGCGUUCGGGGGCUGAUCCCGACCCGCAGAGCACCUAUGGAUUCACGCCACUCGCUCUCGCUGCCCAAGGUGGGCACACGGAAGUGAUGGAACUCUUACUACAAAAGGGUAAGCAAUUCCGGGCUUCAGAUGCUUCAUCCAUUUUGCUUGAGGCUGCUGCUGGAGGAAAUCCUGACUCUCUGACUCUCCUGCUGGAAUAUGGAGCCGAUGCCAACGUCCCCAAGAGUUCAGGCCACUUGCCUAUUCAUGUAGCAGCUGAUCGAGGCCAUUUGUUAGCGUUAAAGAUUUUGGUCCCCGCGACUGAUUCCGCUGCCAUUAAGAGAAGUGGGAUCAGCCCCCUUCAUUGUGCAGCAGCUGGAGCACACUCACAAUGCCUUGAGUUUCUCCUCCGAGUCGGAUUUGAUGCCAACUUCAUGCUUGAUCAGAAAAUUCGCAAACACUACGAUGACCAAAGAAAGUCAGUCCUAUAUUUUGCUGUGUCAAAUGGCGAUGUCGCCUCAGUUAAGCUGCUCUUGAACGCUGGGGCGCUGCCCAAUCAAGACCCAGUCAACUGCCUCCAGAUAGCCCUCAGAAUGGGUAACUAUGAGCUGGUAAACCUGCUCCUCCGGCACGGAGCCAACGUCAAUUAUGUCUGUAGAGUGAAUCCUUUACAUUUCCCAUCAGCUCUGCAGUACACACUCAAAGACGAGAUCAUGCUAAGGUUGCUGCUGAACUAUGGGUAUGAUGCGGAGAGAUGUUUUGACUGUCCCCAUGGAGACAAAGUUCAUUCCCGCUACACUUUUGAAGGCUGGACCUCAACUGUCAUCCGAGAUACACUGUUCUGCGAGGUGAUCACUCUGCCUUGGCUGCAACACCUCUCGGGUAAGGUCAUUCAGGUGAUGCUCGACUACGUUGACAGAGUUCAGAUCUGCUCCAAGCUAAGAACGGUACUCCAAGAACAGGCAUCGUGGGCAGAAAUCAAUUCAGUCCUGACAAACCCUCGUUCCCUAAAACAUCUUUGUCGUCUAAAGAUUCGGAAAUGCAUGGGACGCUUACGUCUACGCUGCCCUGUCUUCAUGUCAUUUCUCCCACUACCUAAUCGACUGAAAGAAUAUGUACUUUUCAGAGAGUAUGACCUUUAUGGACAAGGAUGUUUAAAAGGGACCUGGUAA
Vombatus ursinus (common wombat) is the source of this 1776-nucleotide messenger RNA. It is a transcript of the gene ASB14, whose product is annotated as ankyrin repeat and SOCS box containing 14. Gene Ontology annotation, cellular component: cytoplasm. Bases 1 to 1776 code for a protein of 591 amino acids. The record is from RefSeq and is a predicted model, not a curated record. Gene Ontology annotation, biological process: intracellular signal transduction. Gene Ontology annotation, molecular function: protein binding. The transcript is spliced from 9 exons. Lineage: Eukaryota; Metazoa; Chordata; Mammalia; Diprotodontia; Vombatidae.